GUCUUCCUGGUUUCAUGGCAUAGCAAACUGCCUUCCCCUUUAAAUGUGUUGUGGACCAAUCCAAUGUGAAAGUUGUGGCCAGGAGAGGAUUAAAAUAACUAAGAUUUCUCCUGGAAGAUUAAAUAACGAGUGGAACUUCAUAGUUCCUCAGGGUUUCCACGGAUCAGCCAGUACACUUGCAGAGACUCUCUGUCGGUGUAAAGGCAGGAAAACCGGCUGUGGAAUGGCUUUGCUGACCUUGCACAGAAAACCGUCUGUUUGCACACCGGAUGAACCCAUCCCAAGACGAGGAAGAUUUCAGAAAAGAGAAAGUUUCGCCCUGGUUAAGGGGGCAGUGCUCCUUCUGGAAGAGAGAGAGAGGGUGGGAUUACAAGAAGAAACCAUACGCCCUCGAGCCUCUGACACUCAACGCAGACAUUUGAAUGCAAUGAUUUCGUUACUACGACCAGAGGACACAGUCAAACUGGCUGUGCGUUUGGAGUCGGUGAGCCCAGUUAGACUGAGAUAUUUGCUCAUAGUUGGCACCCUUAACGAUAAACAGGAGAGUGUACUACUUGGCAUGGACUUCCGUGACUCUAACAGUGAUGAAUGCACCAUUGGCCUUGUCUUGCCGAUAUGGAGUGACACACAGGUUUACCUAGAUGGAGAUGGAGGUUUCAGUGUGACAUCAGCAGAAGUGACACGAAUCUUCAAGCCUGUGUCCAUUCAAACGAUGUGGUCAGUGUUGCAGGCACUGCAUGGUUGCUGUGAGCGUGCUGUGCGUGGCGCUGUCAUUCCUGGCUGUGGGCUGGAGUGGGCACAACAUUACAGAGAGCAUGUGGAAUCCGACCAGCACUGCCUUAAUGAAUGGGGGGCCAUGACUGGCCUGGAGUCAGUCAGAAAGCACACUGGAGGAAGUUCAUCAUCUGAUCGGCAGUCGGUUGAGAGGGAGAUCAAAGCUCAGCUGCGGGAUAUCAUGAGGACUGAGGACCUGGAAAACAUUACCUCAAAGCAGGUGCGAACAGCCAUGGAGUCCAGAAUAGGCAUAGACAUGAAGGACUAUAAAGAAUACAUUGACAAUGAAAUGAUGGUCACAAUGGCACAGAUGGACAAACCCUCCAGAAUCUUGGACUACCUUUAUUUGGGUUCAGAAUGGAAUGCUGCCAACUUUGAAGAACUACAAAAGAACAAUGUGGGCUACAUCCUGAAUGUUACCAUGGAGAUUGACAACUUUUUCCCACAAUCCUUCACCUAUAUGAAUAUAAGAGUUUAUGAUGUGGAGUCAACGGAUUUACUCUCACACUGGAACAACACAUACAUGUUCAUCAAUGAAGCAAGGAAGAGUGGACAGGCCGUACUGGUGCAUUGUAAGAUGGGCGUCUCUCGCUCUGCCUCCACAGUAAUCGCUUUUGUGAUGAAGCAGCAGGGUUGGACUUUAGAACAAGCCCUCAACCACGUCAGAGAACGACGGCCUAUAGUGCAGCCCAACGAAGGGUUCCUCAAACAGCUGCAAACAUAUAGUGGCAUCCUCAGUGCCAGUAAACAGCGCCACAGUGCCCUCUGGAGGAGGAAGUCUAAACCAGAUGUCCGUCAGCCAUCUGUCCACAACGCACCAGCCACAGAGAGUGGGCAUGAGCAGAAAGACGAAGAAGAGGAAGAUUCAGAGAGCCCAGAAGAAGAAGAAAGCAGUGAGGAGGAGGAGGAAACAGAUGUCUUUGAUGAGCAGCUGGAUGAGAAUAUUCUUGACACGCCUGCGGGAGAAACAGCCACAUCCAACCCAUUUAUUUCUGUACAAGAAAGUGAUAAGGUGUCUUCAAGCCCCAGCAGAAGUGGUAGGAUGGAUCUGUUUUCUCUUAUGCAGUCUAUACAGCUUGACGAUGAGGACAGAGGGAUCGAUAAAGAGAUCACUUUCGGGCAGAGGCAUUCUCCUGCACAACGAAGGCGGAGUCACGGACGGAGGUGGCUGACGUAUCAAAAAACACAUGUAGAUGUUUCACCUGAACCAAGCAGCAGACAGACACAGAACAGAAACCAGGAUGAACCGGGUCUCUGAAGCUCUUAUAGGGAUAGUUCAUCCAAAACUCAUUUACUCACCCUCAUGUUGUUCCGAACUCAUAUGACUUUCUUUCUUCCGUGGAAUUCAAAAGGAGAUACAGUAUUAGGCACUAUGUUCCUGUUCACUUCGACUGCAUCUAUUUUCCAUACAAUGAAAGUGAAUGGUGACUGAGACUGCCAUUCUGCCCUUUCAUGCUCCACAGAAAGAGGAAAGUCAUACAGGUUUGGAACAACAUGAGGGUGAGGAAAUGAUGACAUAAUAUUAUUUUUUGGGUGAACUAUCUCUUUAAGAAAGGGUCAUGUUAAAGGGAUAGUUCACCCAAAAAUAAAAUAUUCUCUCAUUAUUUACUCACCCUUAUGAUAUCCCAGGUGUGUAUGACUUUUUUUCUUCACCAGAACACAUUUGAAGAAAAAAUAGAAAAAUAUCUAAACUCAGUAGGUCCUUAAAAUGCACCAGCUGUUAAAUUAAUGUCCUCUAAAGCUUUUGGCAUCUUUCCAAAGCUUUUGGUGUAAAACAAAUAAAUAUAAGUACUUUUUUUAACUUUCUGGUCAGAAACAGUACGAGCGUGUGAUGUAAUCGCAUUGGCAUUUGAAACACAUGAGAACUGACGCACGUGAGUCACAGCCGGAAGAGCAGCGCUGUUUACAAGUGAGGAGGAGGAACGCUAUACAGAAGCUUCAUUGGUUUUGGUUUAGAUCUGUAUUUAUCUGUUUCUUUACUCACAAUGGUGCGUUUGUGUGCUUAUCCUGGAUGUCUCAACCGAGUGGGGAACGUGAGAUUGCGCCUGUAUCAUGCCAACGUGAAUGCGUCACACGAGAGACCGUGUGAUCUCCACCCUCUCGUGAAGCUUACCGGAGCCAAAGAUUUAGAGUUAAAAAGUACUUCAAUAUUGAUAUUUUUUUCUCACCAAUAGCAAUCUUAUCGCUUUAGAAGACAUUAAUUUAAUUGCUGGAGUCGUAUUGAUGACGUUUAUGCUGACUGUCUGUGAUUUUUGGAGCUUAAAAAACCGGAUCACCAUUCACUUGCAUUUUAAGGACCUACUGAGCCAAGAUAUUUUUAAGGUUUCAUUUUUGUUUUCUAUUAUUACAUUUCUUCAAAUGUGUUCUGGUGAAGAAAGUCAUACACACCUAGGAUAUCAUGAGGAUGAGAAAAUAAUGAGAGAAUUUUCAUUUUUGGGUGAACUAUCCCUUUAAGUAAUAUGGAGGGAGCGGAAGAGGGUGAAAAGGUGAGGAAAAGAAACACAAAUAGGGAUACUAAAAUAUAGGACACUCUUGCACACAAACCUCAUUCCUCUAUAUCACUCCAAGAGUCAUAACAUGAUAAAAAUGAGGAAAAUCUACACAGUGAAAAUACAUAUCAGUUCAACAAGCAAUGGAUAUAUCUCAUAAAUUUUUCCCUCACCUGUCCAUCUACCCCAAAACUCAUAAACUGGUCAAUUUCAGGUGGAUUAUUAUUAAAAAAUAACUACGAAGGCUGAUUUCUUUCAGCCACCCCUUGUCAAGUGAGUAUUAAUACAAGAACUGUUUUAUUUGGAGCAACAAUUUGUUGUUACCUUGUGCCUUUUGGAAUCUCAUUUGCACCUUCAUGCUGAGCCAUAAAAUUCAGUUUAUUUCCCACAUUUUAAUAUGGUAUUAUAAGGGAGGUAGAACAUUCCUUUAGCUGUUUUCUCUCAUGUCAUUCCACAUUAAACUUGAGAUAUUCCUUUCUCUUAUAGCAUUAUAGUUUUGUGUUAUUCUCAAUAAAUACGUGACUAAUGAGUGUGAUCUCCCCAUUCCUGGUGAUACUACUCAUUUUAGGAGUCCUAUGCAAUAAUCUACUCAUCUUUAUAGCUGUUUCCUCUACAUGAAUGUGAAGCUUUAUGCUGGCUAUGUAAGGUUUGGCAAGUGUUUUCAAUAAAGCAAUCAAGGAUUAAACGUUGAGCUCUAAAACUUUGAGCUACUUACACAUCUUUUUAAAAUUAGACAUGUUGUCUAAAAUGUUAUAUAUUUAACCUGUACAAAAUGCAGGAGACAAAACCGGAGAUUUUUUUAUAAAUGUGCCACAAUUGUUAUAUGACUUACUGUAAGCAGUCUCUGCUGGCUUAGGUAAUCAUUCUGCAUGCCACACUUCUGUUGCUUCAGUGCCUUUGAUUUAGAGAGGUGGACCAAAAUAACUACAUCAUUUGUUGCUUUUAAUAUACAUGCAGUUCUAACACAGCUAACUCCAACAUGUGUCCUUGGUUAUAUGGGUGGUUGAUUUGUUUUCUUGUAAGCACUUGUGCAUGAUGUCCUAUUUAAAUAUUGGACUGUAUGCAUGCUCUAUGUACUGUAUGUAAGUGUCUUUGUAAAGCAUGUGUCCUGAGUAUAUGUAUAAUGAAUAUACAAUAUCUGCUGUAAAACCCAUUUGUUAAAAUGUUUAUACUGUCCUCGCACAAAGUGCCAUUUUCGUGAAACCAAAGUUAUGUUGUGGAAUGUUCUUAAUAUCAAUGCACCACUGGUUUGCAGGUAUUUCCCAUGAGAACAAAUGAAACCUACAUAAUGUGUAAUAGUGAUAAUGACCGAUGGAGCCCACAGCCUGCAAAGUGCUGAUUUUCUUUAUGUAUCAAAUGCACAAUGUUUCAUGCCUUAUCAACUUAAGGAUCCGUGAAAUAUUUGAUUCUGAUGUUACUCCCAUUUCCAUUGUUGGUAUCAGAUGCCAUUAAAUAUCAUGGUUGCUGUUUUUCUA
Myxocyprinus asiaticus (Chinese sucker) is the source of this 4738-nucleotide messenger RNA. Its product is annotated as protein phosphatase Slingshot homolog 3-like. Lineage: Eukaryota; Metazoa; Chordata; Actinopteri; Cypriniformes; Catostomidae. The record is from RefSeq and is a predicted model, not a curated record. Gene Ontology annotation, molecular function: actin binding; protein tyrosine/serine/threonine phosphatase activity. Gene Ontology annotation, biological process: actin cytoskeleton organization; negative regulation of actin filament polymerization; protein dephosphorylation. The transcript has 16 exons. Gene Ontology annotation, cellular component: cytoplasm. The coding region runs from base 44 to 2032 and encodes 662 amino acids.